AGGUGUUACGCUGUGAUUGUUAAAUUGUUGUUCAUGGUUAGCGUUAUCAUCGUUUGAUAUCUUGACGAACGCUCAACCGGUUAGUUUGAAUCAUGGCUACACGAUCUGAACGGGAAAAGGAGCGGAUGAGAGCCCAGCAAGAAAAAUGCGUUGUUGUUUUGGACGAGCUUCUGCGUGAUGAAGACAACAAGUAUUGCGUGGAUUGUGACGCUAAAGGACCUAGAUGGGCGUCCUGGAAUUUAGGAAUAUUCCUGUGCAUCAGAUGUGCUGGCAUCCACCGGAACCUAGGCGUGCAUGUAUCUCGUGUGAAAAGCGUGAAUCUAGAUACUUGGUUACCGGACCAAGUAGCUCCGUUGCAGCAAAUGGGAAAUAGCAAAGCAAGAGCUAUUUAUGAAGCCAAGUUACCAGACAAUUAUCGCCGCCCACAAACUGACUCUGCCUUGGAAGCUUUCAUUCGAGCGAAGUAUGAGCAUAAGAAAUACGUUGCAAACGAAUGGGUUGAACCCAAAUCACCGGUGAAAGCGAAUUGGGGUGCGGAGCCCAUCUCUCCACCCCCAGUCUUGCCAAUACCGAACUGCAAGGAGGCCCCAGUUUCAAAAAUUGUGACUGAAAAGAAGAAGAAAGAGAGCCCUAAAUCAGCUAUGGUAGUACCUGCAUCAGUGAACGUGAUACCAAAGUCGCAAUCCGUUUUGGACGAUCUGCUCUCUUUAGAUAUUCCACAGACAAAACCGGCUGUGACGCAACAAGUGGAUGCUCUGGAUUUAUUCAGUAUUGAUCUUAAGCCACAGGAGUCAAUAUCCACAAUAAAGGAAGAGCCAAAAACAGAAGCCCGGAUGUCAAAAGAGUCUAUACUUGCUUUGUACAAAAAUUCAACAAAUCAGGCUCCGAGUGGACUCGCAAGCUUCCCUAAUCCAGGAAUAGCUUCUUCCACGCCAGGAACCCCGGGAUUUCCUGUAUCGAACGGAUUUUUGGCGCCAUCGCAACAACAACAACCACCAGCGUAUAGCCAAGUGUUAAUAGACCAAAUGAAGAAAUUGGGAAUGCAACCACCGGCUCAGCCUCCAUCAGUUGUGAACCAAGCCCCGGUGUACUCUCAACAGCCUUUUCCAUUUGUGUGGAACACAAACUCAGGACCGUCAUCUUUGCCGAGUCAACCCAUCAAGGACGACUUCGGAUUGUUAUUCGGCGCUCAAGCCGCCGCCACAGCCACCGCACCUGCUCCAUGUGGGCAAUCAAUGUCGAAGUCCUUGUGGCAAUAGGGGACAUAUUUUGUUUCUUUUCGGCGAUUCGGUCAAUUUUAUUUUCUCCAUCGAGGACUUGGGCUUUGUCUUCUGAUGGAAAAUAUUUGCGCGAAUUUAGCAACCCAAGUAUGUUCGAAGGAAGUGGCUGAUCGGAGUGGAAGCAAUCGAUUACCGUCAUCGAUUUUUUUUUUGCAAGGCUCAAUGUUCAAAUUCUUCCCCACGUAACUGCCCGAAAGAAAGUAAAUAAGUAUCGCGAAUAAUUCACGAUUAUAUUUUUUAGAAUUCAACAACUGUAAAUUAUUUGUCACCAUUCGUUCUGGCAUCGGGAUUUUUUGUUUUUGUUCAAUACGGGAAAGGAUUUUUUAAGCUUGAGCAGAUUUUCGAGGAAUUUAGUGAUUGUGGGGUAAAUAAAAUCAUAUGCUUUUA
Messenger RNA from Notodromas monacha, 1667 nucleotides. Lineage: Eukaryota; Metazoa; Arthropoda; Ostracoda; Podocopida; Cyprididae. The record is from the annotation of a GenBank genome assembly.